AUGUCCGUCUUUUUCAAGGACAUAUCGGCAGAGAAUCCUGUCAAAAAGGGAGAUGUCGAGGAUCUCCUUGAACCGCUUGGUUUGACGAUUAAGCCGGAAGAGUCCGCCGACUAUCAAAGGCUUCUGGCCGCGGUGCACGAUUGCGCGACCCGCAUCAGCAGCCUUCCCGACUACCAACCGAUACCUGAUACUAAGAAGUACCCUCGCGAAAACGUUCAUCUGCCUGCAGAGGAAGAGCAGGAAUUCGGUCAUGCGUGGGCUUACAGGUUUCGCAUUCGUGGUGAUAAGUCCUCUAAAGAUCCCUCGUCUGGUUCCCUCAAGGGAAAGACAGCCUGCUUGAAGGACUGCAUUGCGGUUUCUGGCGUUCCGCAGUUCUUUGGCAGUGAUGCUUUCCCCCCCUGGGUGCCUUCAACAGAUGCGACGGUGGUGACACGGAUACUAGAUGCUGGGGCAGACAUUCUGGGCACCUCUACCUGCGAACACUUCUGCAAUUCCACGGCGUCUUUCACCAGUGCCCAAGGUGUAAUCGAUAACCCCUACAAAGAAGGAUAUUCGACAGGCGGCAGCACAUCAGGCGGUGCAGCUUUGGUUGGUUCCGGGAAGAUUGAUAUUGCACUCGGUACGGACCAAGGCGGGAGCAUCAGAGUUCCAUCGUCCUUUUGCGGAUGUGUCGGGGUUAAGCCAACACACGGAUUGGUUCCCUUCACGGGCAUCACAAGCGGUGAUCCUAUUGACGACCAUGCCGGACCCAUAUGUCGAUCAGUCAUUGAGGCUGCCCAGUGUCUUGAUGUUAUUUCAGGCUACGACGAUAUUGAUGAUAAGUCCCUUGGAGCCGCAUCUCAUGGUUCUUAUAACUUCACUGAAGGCCUCCAGUCAAGUUCUGGUCGGCUCGAUGGACUGAAAAUUGGUCUUCUGAAGGAGGGAUUUCACCAAGAAAUUGUUGAUCCCCGAGUCAGAGAUCAUGUCCUAGAAGCAUCGCGGAAACUGGAAGGGCUCGGGGCUAGCAUAGAGGAAGUUUCAAUUCCUAUUCAUCUAGAGGGUCCCUCAAUCUGGACGCUUCAGCAACGCAUCGCAGGGUCUUCUGGGAUCCUGGGUCGAGCUUCUGGCCAUAGGGGUUUGGGUCUGACUGAGUUUGAAAAGGCAAGACUUCCAUGGACUGACCCAAGCUUCCAGAAGCUCUUCCCGUCAACCAAAAACACUAUAAUCAAUGGCCUUUAUCUUUCCGAUAAGUUCCCCGGCCUAUAUAGCAAAACCAUCAACAUCGGUCGCCAAAUAAGAGACGCCUACCAAAAAGCUUUUGAAAAAUACGAUGUCAUCAUCAUGCCAACGACACCCUUUGUGGCACCACGACACGGCUCUCGAGAGUCAGUUUUAGGCUCUUUUGAGCCCACGAUCGGCCUGACGUCGAACACUGCCGUCUUCAAUGUAACCGGUCAUCCAGCCAUGUCCAUACCGGUUGGCUUCCUUCACGCAGCAGAUGAUGCGCAGGUAAUGCUUCCAGUUGGAAUGCAGAUUGUAGGAGGGCUAUGGCAGGAACAAAAGGUGUUGGCCGUUGGGCAUGCCUGGGAGAGGAACUUUGACUGGCGCAACAUCAAGGGUGGCGAAGGGAAAUUCCAACACACUAAUGGCUCUUUAUCAAAAGAAAAGAAUCUCGAUGUGGGUGGUAGAACGAUGACUGAAAUUAAUGGCAACAGUUCGCCAACUCUGAAGCGGGUGAAGCUAUCUGCUUGA
Molecule: messenger RNA, 1731 nt
Organism: Colletotrichum truncatum
Lineage: Eukaryota; Fungi; Ascomycota; Sordariomycetes; Glomerellales; Glomerellaceae
Product: amidase
Molecular function (GO): catalytic activity
Source: RefSeq, a predicted model, not a curated record